GCUGUAUGGAAUGUUGGGUCUAUCUUAUCCAUGAUGAAAUGGGGAACUAAGGGUUGAUGAAAGCUGCUGAAGGUCUCCAGCCAGUGAGUGGCAGGUAGGGCUGUGAAAUGAACUCCAGCAUCCUGGUCACUUCUCAGGCCAUAAAUGAGUUCAUGCCACUUCUCAUAUGUGCGGUCCCGUUCAGCUCUGUUAGCCAGCAUCUGGCUCCUCAGCCUCCUGCAGGCAUCUAUAACAAUCCAAGGCACAAUGACAGUUUAUGUUACUAGUUAAUAGUGCUUUUUUAUAUAAAAAUGGCAUCAAAUAACAAAGCCAUAUCAGCUCUAGGGAAGGUCUAGUUGUCAUUAUGAAAAUGAUUGACCAUAACAAUUUUUCUUUUUUUAUUUCAAUGUAUUUACUUUACAUCCCGAGGGUGACUCCUACUCCUCGAUCCUCUCCUCCCAUCUGCCCCCUUUCUUUCUCCCUUUCCCCCAGAAAAGGUGAGGCCCUCCUCCCCUCAUAUCAACCUUCUCCAGUACAUCAAGUCACAUCAGGACUGAGCAUAUCCUCAUCCCAUGAGGCCAGGCAAGGCAUCCCUACCAGGGGGAAGUGAUCCAAAAGCAGGCAAUAGAGUCCAUUAGAAACAGUGCCUCCUCCACUCAACAGGUACUGUAUAUGGAGACCAAGCUGCCCAUCGGCUACAUGUGUGCAGAGGGCCUAGGUCCAGGUCAUGCAUACUCCUUAGUUGAUAUUUAAGAACUAAAUUUAAGGAAACAGACCGUGUGCCCAGUGGGUACAUUUUGAGUCAGGGGGUAUCCCUAAGAGGACCUGCCACAGCUUGUCCUAUGCAGAGAAUGUAGUAAGAAGUAUACCAGUUUGGCACACAGUUUAUUCUGGAAACAGUUCACCCUUUUCUGGGUCAGAAGUUCAAGAUCAUGGUAAGUUAUUGCAGGUGUUAGGAACCCUGAAUCCUUGUGAGCUUCGUGUGUGUGUGUGUGUGUGUGUGUGUGUGUGUGUGUGUGUUUAAAAUGUUCUUUUUUUCACUUUUGAAUGGAACACUUCCCUGGUUUCUUGUUCUUUCAACAGGAAACUUGGUUCAGUCCCAAGCCUUGGAUUUUGCUUUUGUUUGCUGACCAGACUGAAAUCUUAGCAUGUCUCUGAUUUCAGUUAUGGUUGGCCCUCUCAGGAAAAACCCUUACUCAAAAAUUACCUUUCCUGUGUGUGUGUGUGUGUGUGUGUGUGUGUGUGUGUGUGUGUGUGAUGUGCAUGGGCCCUCACAUAUGUGCACAUGUGGAGAAUGAAAAAAACAACUUUAGAUGUUGUUUCUUGGGUGCCAUCUACUUUUUAAUUUUUUAUUUCAUGUUUUAAUAAUGGAUUCUGGGGCUUGAGCUCAGGUUCCCUGCUUCCAAGGCAAGCGCUUGACUGACUGAGUCAUCUCCUCAUCCUCCAUUUGUUUUUCAGCCUUCUUAGAGCACUAAAGGGGUGCAAUGUCGGGAAACUUAUACCCCAACGCUUUGACGAAACCAAGUGAAGCAACAAUAUUCCCUUUCUGUUUUGUCUGUGUGUCCUGUCCAUUGUCUUUUGAUUAUUGAGAUGUAGGUUUAGUUAGUGGAAUGUUUUCAAGAACUCUUAUUUGUAUUCUCUGAGUACAUCCAGGUUCUUCUCUGUAUGUAGCCCUGAGCCAGGGACAGGAUCCAGAGCAAUAACAGCAAAUAGCAGUUCUCCUCUGAUCAGUCUUAGAUUCAUCCUUGGGGGUUUUUGGAUGACUUCCUUGAACACACACUACCACUAAAAAUGCACGGAGACUUAGUUUCUACCAAACUAAGUCUGCCCUGAAGCAGGCGACCCUUCUAUUUUCAAACACAGCAUCUCCUUUGCAAAGACCCUUUGAAACCUCCCCUUACACAGCAGGCUGCCAGGCCUCUCUGCCAACUUUUUCAGUAUCAGUGGAAGUAGAAAUUAUCAAGAAGCUCCAUUUUCCACCCCUCCAUCUUGGGCUGCUUUUUGAGUUUUCAUAGCUAUGAAAACUUAAAUUAACUAAAUUAAUUUAAUUUAAUUUGAUUAAAUUAAAUUAACUUUCCAACUUAAAUCUCAUAGCAAACCAGCAUAAGGUGCAUCCACUGUGUAUGCAAGAGGACAUUCUUCCCAUGUGACUGGAAGCCAUUCCUGCACUGGCUCUGCCAGCAAGGGCUGGUUACUCAUAGCAUAUAGCACUGGACAUUGGAUGGAACAGGUCAGGCAGGAUGGAGAUUCUCAAAGCUCUUGGAGUAACUGCAGCCUGAUCUUCAGCCUCAGGUUUGGGAACCAUUUCAAGAUGCCUGUAGUUGGUUUUCAUGGUAUCCUUUCAAAGACAUGUUCACAUUCCAAUCUCUGGGAUCAGCCAAUGUGAUCCUUUACCUUAUUUAGGUAAAUGGUCACUGCAGAUGUGAUGAAGAUGAAGAUUUUGAGAUGAGCUCAUCCUAUACAUCCUAUACCCCAUGGGAGGGCCCUAAAUGUAGCAAGUGCCUUUAUGUUACAUGGGAGAAGGACAUGUACAUUAGUCAGGGUUCUCAAAGGAACGAAACUGACAGAAUGGGCGCACACACACACACACACACAUUUACUGGAGGGGCUUACAGGCUGUGGUCUGAGUAGUUCAACAUUGGCUGUCUGUCUACAAGACUGGAUGCCUUAGCAGUCUCCAUCUGGUGCUGGAACCCCAGGGAGGUCUGAGAGGGCUGCCAGUUUGUGUUGGAAUCCCUAAGAAGUAUGUUCUAACACCAGAACACCAGCAAAGAAAUGGCUCAGCAGGAUUGAUGAACCUGCCAAUGAGAGUGAAAGCAAGCAGGCAAACAGCAAAAUCUUUCCUUCUUCCAUGUCCUUCUGGUUGCCACCAGAAGUGUGGUUCAGAUACUGGGUGGGUCUUUUGACCACAGCUGAUCUAGAUUUAGAGUAGGCCUCCCACCUACAAUCCAACCAAGAAAAAUCCCUUGCAGAUGUGCGCAGAUGCUUGGGGUUUAGCUAACUCCAAAUGUAGUCGACAAGUGUGAUCAGCUACCUUAUAUGAUAAUAUGACAGUGGAGGCAGAGACCAAAGUGAUAUCACAAGCCAUGGCAGCCAAAGAUUGCACCAGAAGCCAGAGGAGGCAAGGAAGAAUACUACUCAAAACUCUAAGAGGGAGCAGGCCACUUCGGUUCUGGGCUUUUGGCCUCCGAAACGGUAAAAACAAAAUUCUAGAUUUUUAGGUGUGUUAUGUAUCAACAUGUUUGUGCACGUGGGUGAGCGCACUUACAAGUGGUAUGUACACAUAUGGAGACCAGAAGUUGGAGCUGGGUGUCUUCCUCAGAUGUUCCUCCUAUCAUACCUUUUGAGACAAGGUUUCUCAUUGAACCUUGAGCUUGCUGAGCUUGGCCCGUAAGCCAAGGAGUCCCUGGAAUUCUGCUCGUUUCUUAAGUGCCGAAGCUGCAGGCUUAAGCCAACACAUCUGGCUUUACAUGGGUGCUGUGGCUGCAACUGGGGUCCUCAUGCUUGCAUGGGAUCACCUUACUGGCCCUUAUACUGAGCUGUCUUCGCAGCUGCACAUCCCAUUUUUUAAGGAACCUGUGUAGUGACAUAGUAUGGCAGGGCCUAGGAAGUGUCUUCCCACUAAGCAUCACACAGCCCCUGUGUGAUAGUCGGAGCACUCCUCCUCCACACAGCCAUCCUGUUGAGAGGGUGUCUCUUCAUAGGAAUGCCACUUUUAGUUUCCGUGAAGUGUUGAAGUGAAGAAGGGUCCCUGUGACUCCACACAUAGUGGUGGGAGAGUGGAGGUAGCUGUGAACUGGAAGAAGAAAAGGGGCAUGUUAAAACAAUGUGUCAUGUCACCUGUUGUGGGACAUGGCAUGGAUGUGGAGAAGCUGUCAUACACCUCAUCUUCCCAGACAUCCUUGAAGCUUCCUUUGACUGUAGGUGAGUGCCACCUGACUCAUAGAUUAGCAGGUACCCCCAAAGGCGCUACAUGCAGGGGUGCUGGACUUUAUGUGAUGAAAUUGUGCUGGCAUCACAUGACAGGAUUAGAUAAAGCACCUUUGCCAACAGGAAGGGUCCUCAGACAACAUUCCAGAACAUUUCUAGGUCUGGGUUUCCGGGUGGAUCUAGGGUCCAUUUGUCCUGAUGCACUCGGGCUUGUCAGUAUCUCUCAUGGGACACAACUAGGUCACCAGUAGCCCUGUCACUAAUGUGUCAGCAGUCCUGAAAUACCUGUGAGGGGCAGCUGUCACCCAUCCUCUGGACUGUCACUGUGGCCACUCUAUCAAUCUCCACUCUGUUGUGCUUCCCCAAAGAACUUUGGCAUUUGCAGAAAAGGUCAGCAGCUGCCAUCUCAGGCCACUUUGGCAACUUGAACGUCUACCCUUUAAAUGCAGCUUUGUGCAUAGGCCAGAACUUAACAUUUAGCAUUUUUGUUUUUUACACAGGGUCUCUCACUGAACACAAGAACCCAAAUCUUACUGCUUUGACUUGACUGGCUGGCCAGCAAGGCUGCCACUUCUGUCUCUUCCCCAGAGCUGAAAUCACAGAUGGACUCCAGUAUGUCUUGUUUUUAACGUGGGUACUGGGGAAUCUAAACUCAGAUCCCUGGCUUGUGUGGCAAGCACUUCACCAAUUAAUCCCUCCAGCCUAUGAAUGGGGGCUCUCAAACCUUUGAUUACCUGAAUGGAUGUUACAGCCAUGGUAAAACCAUGGUCUAAGAGAAAAACCAAAACAAAUGCAUGUACAAAUUGCUCUGAGGGUUUUUGUGUUUUUCUUUUUCUUUCUUUCUUUCUUUCUUUUUUUUUUUUUUUAGACAGGGUUUCUCUGUGUAACCUUGGCUGUCCUGGAUUUGCUUUGCAGACCAGGCUGGCCUCAAAUUCUGCCUCUGCCUCCUCAAGUGCUGGGAUUACAGGUGUGCACCACUGUGACCAGCUUCUCUGAGUUUUCUAUGACUUGUAGCUAAAGAAAUUUUGCUGAUUGAUUUAUUUGAUAUACAGUCUUGAUAUGUUGGCUAGACUUGGCAGACUCCUGAUUCAGCUCUCCAAAUUGGUGGGGAUAUUUGAAAUCAUUUCUAUGUACACUUACAAUUCUAGGCACACUGAAGAGCUGGAAGAGUACAAGUUUCUAAGACACUGACCUUGAUGCCAGGCCCAUCUAUGGAUUUUUAAUCCUUACAACCACCCCACCAGUAGUUAUAUGAAUUUAUGAAGAAACCAAGGCUUUAAGAGUUUAUUAAUGCUCCCAAAUUAUCCACAUAGCAGUAGCCAUCUUGGGACCCAGAGCCUGGCCUGUCUGUAGUCAGAGAAAGUGAUGUUAUCACUGAAUUGGAACAUCACUAGCUCUAAGUGCAGUUAACUCUAGAACACUUUACAAAAAAAGGUUUUAAAAAAAUUAAAUAUUUUUUUUCUUCACAAAUUAUUCAUUAUAUAUCCUGACUGAAGCUCCCUCUCCCCAGUCCCACUCUUCCUCCCCUUUUCCCUACCUCUUUCCCUUAGUCCACUGAAAGGGGGAGGUGUCCUAACCUCCAUCUGCCCAUAGCUUGUUAAGUUUCAUCAGGACUGCUUGGAUCCUCUUUCUCCUUGGCUUGGCAAGGCUGCAUCACCAGUGAUGAAAGAACAGUCAACUGAGUUCAUGAUAGAGGCAGCCCCUGCUCUCCUCCCUCGGAGAUCCACAUGGAGACUGAGCUGCUAAUUGGCCACACCUGAGCAGGGGGUCUAGGUCCUCUCCAUGCAUGGUCCUUCAUUGGUGCAUCAGUCUCUGCAGGACCCUCUGGGCUCAGAUCCUUUAGCUUUGUUGGUCUCCUUGUGGUGGUUUUUUAUUAGAUUAUUUUGUGUGUAUGAUUGUUCUGCCUGCAUGUAUGAAUGUACACUACUUACAUGCUUGGUGCCCUUGGAGGUCAGAAUAGGGCAUUGGGUAUUCUAGAACUGGAGUUACAGAUGGUUGUGAGCCACCAAACUGGGUGCUGGGACCAAACUCCUCUGUGAGAGCAGCCAGUGCCUUUAACAACAUAGGCAUCUCUUCAGCCCUGUUGUUCUUAUUCAAAUAGAGAAAUUUAAAAGAAAAGAAAAGAAAAGAAUCCAGAGAAACUGAUAAAUCAACCCUGGGGUUUGACACUUUGCUAGGAAUGUAAUAUUACACUUCCAGAUUUGGGUCCCUCCCAGGGACACUCCUCCAGUCCCACACACAUCGGGAAUAAGCCUGAAAGAACUGCCACAGUUGUUCUGGGAUUGUCAUCAGUUAGCUCUAUGACCGACGCCCCAGAUAAGGUGCCUGCAGUCUGCCAUCUGAGAGUAGUACCAUGCAGAAUGAGGCUCAGUAGGAGCUACUGCAGAGAACUUUCUUGUGUCUAAUAAAAGGAUUUUGUGGGUCAUUUUUAUUAGCUGGUCUUUUCUCCUCUCACUCAUGGCCAAGUGUGGCUUCUCGGGAUCUUAAAAAAUAAAAUAUAAAAAUAAAACUUGGAGCUUAAGUAGAGAAUGAGGCCAGCCCUUUUCUGCGGUGUCGUUCUAUUUACAGCAACUGCCACCAUCAGGGAAGUUUCCUUGAGGGCUUGCCCAGCUAUCUGAGUCAUGUGGGCUGGGGCCCUUUCCCUUUGUGCGCUGGCACAGUCAGUGCAGGUAUUUCUUUAGUGUGCAGGCUGUGAAACUGCUGCCCAGAGAGGGCAAGGAUCCCUGCAAGGAAGAAAGGAGGCUUUGAGGUCUCACCCGCCACAAUGACAGACAGAAGCCCUUUUGAGACAGACAUGCUCACAUUGACUCGCUAUGUUAUGGAAAAGGGGCGACAGGCCAAAGGAACUGGGGAGCUCACACAGCUGCUCAACUCCAUGCUGACUGCUAUCAAAGCCAUCUCCUCCGCUGUGCGCAAGGCCGGCCUGGCCAACCUGUAUGGGAUUGCGGGAAGCGUGAACGUGACAGGAGAUGAGGUAAAGAAACUGGACGUGCUAUCCAAUUCCCUGGUCAUCAACAUGCUUCAGUCCUCCUACAGCACCUGUGUCCUAGUCUCUGAAGAGAAUAAAGAGGCCAUAAUCACAGCCAAGGAGAGAAGGGGGAAGUAUGUGGUUUGCUUUGACCCACUGGAUGGAUCUUCAAACAUUGACUGUCUGGCCUCCAUUGGAACCAUAUUUGCUAUCUACAGAAAGACCACAGAAGAUGAGCCUUCCGAGAAGGAUGCCCUGCAGCCUGGCUGCAAUAUUGUGGCUGCGGGUUAUGCCCUCUAUGGCAGUGCAACCCUGGUGGCCCUUUCUACGGGGCAAGGAGUGGAUCUCUUCAUGCUGGAUCCAGCACUUGGAGAAUUUGUGCUGGUGGAAAAAGAUAUCCGGAUUAAGAAGAAAGGGAAAAUUUUUAGCCUUAAUGAGGGUUAUGCCAAGUAUUUUGAUGCUGCCACCACAGAGUAUGUACAGAAAAAGAAAUUCCCUGAGGAUGGCAGUGCUCCUUAUGGGGCCAGGUAUGUGGGUUCCAUGGUGGCUGAUGUGCAUCGCACCCUGGUCUAUGGAGGAAUCUUCAUGUACCCAGCCAACCAGAAGAGUCCUAAUGGCAAGCUCCGGCUUCUGUACGAAUGCAAUCCUGUGGCCUAUAUCAUCGAGCAGGCAGGAGGCAUGGCAACCACAGGCACUCAGCCUGUCCUGGAUGUGAAGCCUGAGAGUAUUCACCAGCGGGUCCCCCUCAUUCUGGGGUCCCCAGAGGAUGUGCAAGAAUACCUUUCCUGUGUGCAGAGAAACCAGGCAGGCAGGUAGUGAGCCUGAACUCACGAGACCACUUCCCUUUGGCUUGUGCUUUGUUGUAUGAAGAAUUAGAUGAACAGUCAAUGGAGAUGGGGGAAAGGUAAACAAGUCAAGUUUGCCAUUCACUUUCAGAGCAGCGUCCUGCUGCUAAGCGAAGGAUUUGAAGCCAGAGGUUAAGAUAUGGUCAAAGAGCUAAAAUAAAAACACGAGUGUGAAGAGUUCUUUUCUUUUUUUUAAUUUUUUUACUAUUAAUUACACUUUAUUCAUUUUGUAUUUCCCCAUAAGCCCCUCCCUCCUCCCCUCCCUCCCCCUUCCUCAUGCAUACCCCUCCUCAAGUCCACUGAUAGGGGAGGUCCUGUGAAGAGUUCUUUUCAUGGGUCUUCUGACUAAACAACAAAGUAAGUGGUGAAAGGGUACUGUGACUGUCAUUCCUCUAACUCACUGACAGCAGCUACCCAUCCUCCCAGGGAAAAGGCACAUGAUCAGAGAAGGAGUGUAGGAAGUUUUAACGUAGGUUCUUUCUCUGCCUACAAACAUAAAGCAUUCACAUCCAUAUGGAUAUGCUGAUUAUUUUGGACAGGUUUUGAGUUGGGAAUCUCAUGCUAUGAAAUAUUGAGCUCCUCACUGAGCACUUUUCAGUCUGUGAGUAGGAUGGCAACCACAUAGAAGAUGUGGUUACCUUUCAGCAAAGCCAGGUACAACAUGGAGUUCAUGAUUAAACUGAAUGCUUACAGUUUUCAAUAUUUGCGUGUUCAUUUUUUAGGAAAUAUUUUAAGAGACCCUAGGGCAGUGGUUCUCAGCUUUCCUAAUGCUGUGACCCUCUAAUACAGUUCCUCAGGUCCCCCAACCAAAAAAAUUGUUUAGUUGCUACUUCACAACUGUGAUUUUGUUAUGGUUAUGAACUGUAAUGUAAAUAUCUGAUAGGCAGGAUAUCUGAUAUGUGACUCCUGUGAAAGGGUUGUUUGAACCCCAAAGUGUUUGUGACUCACAGGUAGAGUACUGCUCUAGAGUCUAACAAAAAUGAAUUAGUCAAAUGGCUACUGCACCCUUGCUCAAAUUGUGUCAAGACUAAACAAGCAUAUGUCUCUAGAUUCUCAAUUUGUUUGAAUGAAAGUUGCUAUGUAUGUGCAUGAACUUGGGAUAUAUACAUAUAUGUGUAUAUACAUACAUCUUAAUGAACACUUACAUUCGUAAAGUAUUUGCAAGUACAGAACACCACAUAAAUAUAAACAUUUUAAAAUUU
Messenger RNA from Psammomys obesus (fat sand rat), 8924 nucleotides. It is a transcript of the gene Fbp2, whose product is annotated as fructose-bisphosphatase 2. Gene Ontology annotation, biological process: gluconeogenesis; sucrose biosynthetic process; fructose metabolic process. The coding region runs from base 6674 to 7693 and encodes 339 amino acids. NCBI's taxonomy places the organism in Eukaryota, Metazoa, Chordata, Mammalia, Rodentia, Muridae. Gene Ontology annotation, cellular component: cytosol; cytoplasm. The transcript is spliced from 7 exons. Gene Ontology annotation, molecular function: fructose 1,6-bisphosphate 1-phosphatase activity. The record is from RefSeq and is a predicted model, not a curated record.